UAAUCAAUUCUUGGGAAAUUGGAGGGAACAACCGAGAGUGAUGGCGGUCCGGUCUGGUUUAACUAUCGAAGAGGAUGAACAUCAACAAGAAGAGUUUGUCGGUCCGACGCACCAUCCAUCUGCGCCUCUUGAUGAGUUUUUUGAUGUAUCGACAACAGUUGAUCCGAGUUAUAUAAUAUCGCUGAUAAGAAAGCUUCUGCCUUCUGGUCCUGGUACUAAUAGUAAUUGUGAUGGAGUUGCUUCUGAUGCCCCAAACCAAGGAUCGCCUACCUGUACCGAAGAAGGGAAUGCAGCCUCCACGUCUAAAGACGAGCAUUUUGAAUCAUCAAGGAAAAAAUCUGAGAAUAUGGAUGUUGAUAGUUCUGGUGAAUUCUCUCAUCAGCAAGGAGAACUUAGAGAUCUGUGUAAUGGACUCGAACAAUCUGGUGCCUCAGUGGGAGAUGAAGCCUGGGAAGAAUAUGGUUGCGUUUUGUGGGAUCUAGCUGCCAGUAAAAUGCAUGCAGAACUCAUGGUGGAGAAUCUCCUACUCGAAGUUAUUUUUGCAAAUCUGAUGGCUUGCAAAUCCCUGCGUGUUACUGAAAUUAUGAUAGGAAUUUGUGGUAAUUUAGCCUGUCAUGAAGUUCCGAUGAAACAUUUAGCCUCGACUAAUGGACUGAUUGAGAUAAUUGUGGAUAAAUUGUUUCUGGAUGAUCCCCAGUGCCUGUGUGAAGUAUGCCGAUUGUUAACCGUGGGCCUUCAGAGUGGUGAAUCUAUCAAAUGGUGUGAGGCAUUGCAGUCUGAACAGAUACUAGGCCGCAUCUUAUGGAUUGUAGAAAAUACGUUAAACCCUCAGCUUAUAGAGAAGAGCAUUGGGCUUAUUCUGGCUAUAUUAGAAAGUGGUCAGGAAGUUGUGGAUACUCUUCUUCCGCCUAUGGUGAAGCUGGGUUUAACAAGUUUAUUGAUUAGUCUCUUGGAUUUUGAGGUGAGCAAACUAAUGAGUGAAAGAAUGCCUGAAAGGUACUCAAUUCUGGAUUUACUUCUUCGAGUAAUUGAAGCCCUUUCUGUUAUAGAUGAUCAUUCUCAGGAAAUAUGUUCAAGUCAAAAGUUAUUUGAACUAAUCUCUUGUCUCAUUAAGUUCCCAGAUAAAGUUGAGGUUGCCAGCUGUUGUGUUACUGCUGCAGUUCUUAUUGCAAAUAUUUUGGCCGAUGUAACUGAUCGAGCUUUUGAGAUAUCACAGGAUUUAUCUUUUUUAGAAGGUCUGCUUGACAUAUUCCCUUUUGCUUCGGAUGAUAUGGAAGCAAGAAAUGCACUAUGGAACAUAAUUGCAAGGGUAUUAGUUAGAAUUCGAGAGGCUGAGAUGAGCCCGUCAAGUGUAUAUCGUUAUGUUUCAGUUCUUGCGGGCAGAGUUGAUCUGAUUGAAGACGAGCUUCUUAACCAACAGUCAGAUGAUUCUAGAGAUGGGCAUGAGAGCUUCCAUCCUCCGGGCUCAACAACAGAUGCUAGAACUACAUCUCUCAGGAGGAUGAUCAGCAUCUUGAAUCAGUGGGCUGCUGCUAAGGAUUAUGAUAAUGAUAAAGCGAAUGCCGCAGUUGUAAAUGAUAGAGAUGUACAAAAAUUGUUGAACUGCUGUCAUAAGUAUUCCAAGUAGAACUAAUUUCUCUGUGAUGUAUUGUUGACUUCGGUAAAUUACAAUAGUUUAGAUGAAUUUUGAGAAUUAUUAAUCUCUCAAUGUUUGUGUUUGCUCCUGGUC
This is a messenger RNA of Neltuma alba, 1729 nucleotides long. RefSeq lists its product as uncharacterized. Bases 41 to 1627 code for a protein of 528 amino acids. NCBI's taxonomy places the organism in Eukaryota, Viridiplantae, Streptophyta, Magnoliopsida, Fabales, Fabaceae. The transcript has 10 exons. The record is from RefSeq and is a predicted model, not a curated record.